Molecule: messenger RNA, 1941 nt
Organism: Exophiala aquamarina CBS 119918
Lineage: Eukaryota; Fungi; Ascomycota; Eurotiomycetes; Chaetothyriales; Herpotrichiellaceae
Exons: 1
Coding region: 1-1941 (646 amino acids)
Biological process (GO): homocysteine metabolic process
Cellular component (GO): cytosol
Molecular function (GO): flavin adenine dinucleotide binding; FMN binding; [methionine synthase] reductase (NADPH) activity
Source: RefSeq, a predicted model, not a curated record
AUGCGUCCCUCGCACUCUCUCGCCGCCACCGCGCACCCUCUACCGGUGACGGAAAAUUCACAUCCUAAUGAUCCCAUACCCGAAGAGCCUACUCGAUCAAGAAAACUACCCCUCAGUGCCUCCCAGCUUAGCCAGUCGCCGCCGUUAUCUGCCGCCGCCACCAAUGCCUGCUCUGACGACGCAUCGAGUGUCGACACCCGGCCCAGCACGCCGGUCUCCGACAAUCUAUCCGACGAUUCUCUCGAUGAGUUACAAGAAAGACCCAAGGACGAGAUAUCAGUGAGGAAAAGACGUGCAUCAACCUUGUUGGUGUCUCAAGAUUCCGAAGAUGCAAGAAGAUUCUUGGGAGGACGAGGUGCUGCAACCUCCAUGAUUCAAAAGGCAUGCUGUGGCGGAGGCUGCUGUAUGCUGAAAGAGUUAACCACCAAGGGCGCUCCUCAAGGAGGAAACCCGGUCAACGUCCCAGAGAAUGAUGCUUUUAAGAGCUUGAAAAUCAGGCUUGGUCACUUAAGCCUGGACAGUGAGCUGACAGAAAUCGUCGAGAUGCCGAACAAGACCGUUUCCUUGGAAUCUCUUAUAACUUCAGCUCCUCCACGCAAGUAUGAACCUAGCCCAAAAAAGGCCCCUGAAGUCCUCAAACACCCUCCGAAUUUUGUCACGCCUCACCCUCCCUUUGAGGUCUUUUCAGCACCCCUCUUCCACGCUCGCGAAUUGACGAAACCUGGCGCCGAGAAAAGAACAUACCAUUUUGACAUUGAUGUCACAGACUAUCCAAAAGAGAGUGGAGAGGUCGAUUUUGUGGUUGGAGGUGCCAUCGGAGUUUGCGCACCCAACUCCCCUGAUAUGGUCGAUGAGAUCUUUAAUCUGCUUGGUGUUCCCAGCUUCGUGCGAGACAAGCCGAUCCUACUAAAGACGACCACUGGAAGAUGGCCUACUAUUUGGGGAGAUGAGGCAGCACGGGAGCUUGUUACCACUCGAAGAGAGCUUCUCACAUGGUGCUCAGAUAUCCAGAGCUAUCCACCUACAAAGCAAUUAUUCCGAGUUCUUGGAGAAUAUGCUGAAGACGAACAUGAGAAGAUGAUUCUGAUGUUUCUAGCUUCGGCACAAGGCCAAGCCGCAUUCUGCGACCUUCGAACUGGUCCCUAUCUGACCAUCACACAACUACUCUCAGCUUUCCCAUCCUCACGUCCACCACUCGAUUCUCUCCUGACCGUUCUCAACACUUUGAUGCCUCGGUUCUAUUCUCUAUCUCAAGACCCCAUGGUAUCAUAUCAGAAAGACGGUACCACGAAACGACGUCUCAUCGAAAUCGCGGUCACAGUUCACGAAGCCGACGACUAUUCCAAAGGACAACGGACGGGUGUCGGGUCUGGGUUCCUAGAGCGCCUUGCACGACAAGUCAUGCAGGCAGAGAAGGAAGGCAAGAAUCCAAAAGAUCUUGACCUCCGAGUUCCUAUGUUCAGAGGUCUCAUGGCAAAUCCACUUGCACGAGAAUUCGUCUCUGAUGGGCCUAUGCUCUUGAUUGGGGCUGGCGUUGGUAUUGCCCCCUUUCGCGGCUUUGUCCACCGUCGGCUAAAGUCGGCGAAUUGCGCAAACAAAGUCUGGGUCCUCCAAGGCGUACGCGAUAGCCUUCUUGACGAGCUUUACUCGGGUGACUGGGGUGUCCACGAAGACCAAGUCAAGAAAGUGGUCCAGUCGCGAAGCGGGGAAGGAAGAUAUGUUCAAGAAGAAGUUCGAGCACAAGCUGAUCUUGUGUGGUUCAUCAUCAAUGCCUUGGAUGGCCGGGUUUUCGUUUGCGGAAGCUCCAAGGGUAUGGGUGAAGGGGUCGAAGCCGCACUCGUGGAGGUUGCGGAGGGCAAGGGCAAGCUGAACCACGAAGAGGCCAUUGCUUUCUGGGCCGAGAAGAAAAAAUCAGGCCAGUACAUCGCCGAGACGUGGUGA